AUGGCCUUUCAAAUGAGAGAGCCUGUUGUAUGCGCAGUCUACCCGACGUGUGUGCUUAUCUGCUGGGACCCCCCACGCCUUGCAAAUUCACCAACGGAAGUUGACCACACACUCUUUUGGACAUACGAGGUGGAGUGGACAACAAGUCACAGCCCAAGCAAAGAACGUUUUUCAGGAACAACGAAAUAUUGUCACGCUGUCAUUGAAGUAUUUUAUCCCAACGAAGUGAUCAAUCUCCGCAUUUUUGCCCAUGCCAGUAUUUCGGGGGAUGUGGUUGCGUGCGGUUCGACAAGCUGUACGAUUGACGCUGCGGAGACAAUUGCAAUGCCGUGGCUGCACAAACAAUCUAUGGAAUGCCGCUGCAUAUUUGACGGCCUUCUUUUUUCCACGAAUGGUGUGCAGUGCAUCGAGGCGAUCCCUGAUGGAUCAGAUCACAUGAGGGCGACUAUAUCGUCCGUGUGUAUGCUUGAAUCUAGUUUUGCUUGUAUUAUUGUGAGGGCUAUUUACAACGACCCACCCCUACCGAUUACCUCUUCAACUGUGUACUACUUUGUUGUGUGUUCCAAGAUUCUUGUGAAGCAGCGGGAGAGAAUGCGCCAUUCCGGGGUUGUGGAGUUCUUGGAAAAGGAGGAGGCAUGUGCGGUCUUCUGUGGUAUUGGUGAAAUGGGGUCAUCGGCUGCGUUGGCAGCGCAUUUAUUUAUAGCAUCGGUUCCGGAAUCCAUUACCGGGCUGAGAGCGCGCGUCUUUUGUAUUGCGUAUGGGUCUCCUAGGCGUAUGUUUUUUGAGGAUUCCCUCGUUCUCGCCUCCACCUUGGCGUUUAGCGGCAACUUCUUGUACUACACGGGUCUUUUGGAUGCCCCUGACCCUUCCAGUGGCUACAAAACUACCCCGCCUGCAACACAGGAGGGGAAGGGGAAGGCAACCAGUGACACAGCGCUGCUGCUCAACACACCACUCGGUGUGCGCUGUGGACUUCUUUUAGAUGUUCAAGAAGGCCGUCACUACUUGCGCACGCGCUGCUCUGGCGUGGAGACGCUUUGCGAGGAAGAGUGCCACGAAAGUCUUGAUGUCUCCGAACAACUCCGUGUGUUGAGUCGUUUGCUUCUCACACGGGGGGAUACAUUGCUGUUGCCUGUGAUUGAGGCUAUGGAGCACACGGUGGAGGACGGCGUUAUGGUGUGUCUCCGCAUCGCCGGUGCCAAUUUGCAAUAUCGGCCGCAGAUCUGUGUCUCGUCGCACGGUGGGUGGCCGACAGCGAUAUCUGUGACAAAUAUGGCUCCACGGCGCAUAGAUGCCACAUUCUCAUUGCUGGAAAUGGUCAGCAUGGAGUCUGCUACGCGACGGAAGCCUCUGCAGCGUCUGCAAGUGGACUUUGCGCUUCUCACGGAUAUGGGGUACACCUCCCACACGAAUUACACCAUUGAUGUUCCUGAGGAUGUUGCUGAGUUGCUAUUUCUUGAAAAUCGAAACAAAUUACCUUAUGCGUGGAUAUUUUCAAAGCCAAUAAAUCUUAUUGAUAGCGCGAUCGUUAUUGAGCCGUUUUUUACAACCUCAGUGGCGAAGGAGCCACGCAGAUUUGAACCUGGGCGACAAUUCUCCACGGAGUUGAUUGAGGCUCUUGCCAGGAUUAGUGAGAUUGCGCAUCACUUUGCUACAAAGAAGCAGAGUGUGAAUUUGUUGAGUUUUGUGGCCAAUGUGGCAGCCAAAGUGUCUAACUCCGGCGUGUCCUCGCAAGCAAUGAAUCCUAUUCCCAUAGAGGCUCCUUCUGCGAGGGAAGGGGUAUUUGGGAAAAUACUUGGAGAAUAUGUCAACAACAAAAAGCGGGCGGUAUCGAGUUUGCUCUCAAACCUUGCAACGUGGAAGCAGAAGCUUCAACAAGGGCUUCCUUGGCUGAAUGACACAAAGUACAGGGAGAAGUUAUGCUCUCUUUUGGGUGUGUUUGGAAAGACAGCCCCUGCGUCCGAUGUCUCCCUCAUUUCAUUGGAGAUGUCACUGUUUACACAUGUCCUUCGGUACCUUCGAAAUACAUGUGGCGUGUCAAAUUUACAACACCUCAGAAGCCUUCAUCAAUGUAUGGAGUUUGAAAAAUUUUAUCAGCUCGUCCAUCCCCUGUUUAGUGUCUCUACUCCAACGUUGGAGAAUGCGGCUAUUUUGAUUAUUUUGGAGUCUGCCGCACUCUGGGCGGUCUGUCUUGUUUUUCAUCUUCGCUGCUCCUAUCUUUUUACGCAUUUGAUUGCCGUGACGGGGUGUGCUGGCUCCGGCUGCAAAACGAUGUGCAAUGCCAUCACACGCCUGGGAUUGGAACGGGACUACCGUCUCCGAGGAAGCCAGCGUGUGAGAAAUGUUUUGAUUCGUCGUGCGGCAGAAUAUGAACUGGAUGACUUGAAGGAGACUCUUCUACUUGGAUUUGGCGUCACGGUUAUUGUGGUUGGCGAGUUUGCAGACAUAAAAGGCAUGGGAUACAAAGCGAUAUGGAGCUCCAUCCGCCGCUCACUGCGCAGUGCCGACCGUCAGCGGAUUUACACUUUUUUGUCAAAGGCGGAUGAACUUGUGGGAUUGUGCGGCAGCAAUGUGGCGGGUGGGGAUGUCGAUCCGGUAAAAGUACUGCGCGACACUGCGGUGACGUCGGUUCGUGCAGGAUCAGCAGUGGGUGAUGUGCCACAGCACCUUGUUGCAGUUUCUUUUGCGCCAUCCGUUGCGUUUCUUAAAACGUCGGUGUUUGUUCUGCAAAGUGGAAUGUCUGCCGAGGACUUUGCGGAAAGGCUCUUGACGGCUUCAUUGGGUGAAGUUCAGAGAAUUCUCUCGCGUGUUCGAAAGAGUGGCUACCGUUGA
Trypanosoma cruzi is the source of this 2832-nucleotide messenger RNA. RefSeq lists its product as uncharacterized. The record is from RefSeq and is a predicted model, not a curated record. The coding region runs from base 1 to 2832 and encodes 943 amino acids. Lineage: Eukaryota; Euglenozoa; Kinetoplastea; Trypanosomatida; Trypanosomatidae. The transcript has a single exon.